AUGUAAACAAAACUACCAAAGAGGGAAAAAAAUUACAUCCUUAUAAUUAACAAAGAAAUUACCUCUAUUUUAAGGUUAUUUACCGUGAUUGACGUAUCUAACAGAGGUAGUAAAUCACCGUGAGGAUAUUAAGGAGAGACUGGUGAGGAUAGCAACCAUGCCAAACACAGCAGAGGUAUUCAUGAAGGUUGGUUUUGGCUCCUCAGCUGCCCAGAAGCGGCUGCAGAAGGAACUGAUGUCACUCCUUAAGGAACCUCCACCAGGAGUGACCGUGGACGUGGAUCAAGCCCAUACUAAGCUGACUGAGUGGGUGGUCCACAUGGAAGGCGCGUCUGGUACAUUAUACGAAGGAGAGAAAUUUCAAUUGCACUUCAAAUUCUCACCUAAAUAUCCCUUUGAUUCUCCUGAGGUAAUCUUCGUAGGUGAUAACAUACCUAUCCACCCUCAUAUAUAUUCCAACGGCCAUAUCUGCCUUAGUAUCUUAACAGAAGACUGGUCGCCUGCUCUCUCCGUUCAAGCUAUCUGCCUAUCGAUCAUCUCUAUGCUAUCAUCCUGUAAAGAAAAGAAGCGACCUCCAGAUAACAGCUACUACGUCAAAACCUGCAGUGCCAACCCCAAGAAGACCAAGUGGUGGUAUCAUGAUGAUACAGUAUGAUAUGACCCCAGAGACAGUACUUGACCCCUAAACAAGCUACGUGUCGUU
Molecule: messenger RNA, 703 nt
Organism: Homarus americanus (American lobster)
Lineage: Eukaryota; Metazoa; Arthropoda; Malacostraca; Decapoda; Nephropidae
Product: ubiquitin-conjugating enzyme E2 W-like
Exons: 8
Coding region: 158-655 (165 amino acids)
Source: RefSeq, a predicted model, not a curated record